Molecule: messenger RNA, 1366 nt
Organism: Trichoderma citrinoviride
Lineage: Eukaryota; Fungi; Ascomycota; Sordariomycetes; Hypocreales; Hypocreaceae
Product: EF-hand
Exons: 2
Coding region: 362-985 (207 amino acids)
Biological process (GO): mitotic cytokinesis; actomyosin structure organization
Cellular component (GO): myosin II complex; cytoplasm
Molecular function (GO): calcium ion binding; cytoskeletal motor regulator activity; myosin heavy chain binding
Source: RefSeq, a predicted model, not a curated record
CCAGCACAGAUCCCUUCCCCGUUGCAUCAUGGUACGUACGAGUUACGAGCGCCGCCCCGUUCAUUGCCGUCUCGCUUAUCUGCUAAACCGUCAUUUCUUCUCCGUAUUGUCCCAGUCCUUGUCCACUACGUUCAAGCCCUCUCCCCUGGGUUACGGUUCGCCUCCCAGCGUUCGAAACUCGCCAUUCCGUCGGGUCGACUCACCGUCUUCGCCCUCACCACUCCGACAAAUCACGCCAACGAGCUCGCCUACGAAAACCAGCGCCACCACGCCCAGCAGAAGCUCGAGGCUUGCGAGGCCAACGACGCCGACCGCCACCGACGAGGAGCACGAAACCGCAGAGCGAGACAAGACACCGGAAAUGACGACUCCCACAAGGGGAUCGCCGCCAGCGUGGAGGGCUACGUCCAAGUUGGCAGCGGGCGGCUCUCUGGGCGGUAGCAGCGCCCUCUCACAGCUUCAGCCUUCCCAGGUCAGGACGUUGAGGGAUGGUUUCCAGAUUCUGGACCGAGAUUGUGACGGAGUCGUCAAUAGGGAGGAUGUCGCCGACAUGCUCGGCCAGCUGGGCCUUCCUUCAGGCUCCUCCGACAUAGGACGCUUCUUUCCCCCUUCGAAACCACAGACCAUGACAUUAGCCGCCUUCCUCAACUCGCUGGCAGAGUCCCUAGCGGUGCUGUCACCCAGCACCGAGCUCCUAUCUGCGUUCUCGGCGUUUGACGAGGACGACAGCGGUCAGAUUGACUGGGCGGAGCUGAGGGAUGCUCUGCUCAACACACCGCCAGAAGCCGGGCAGUCGGCCCUCAGCGCGGCAGAGGUCGACAAGGUGGUCGAGGGGUUCACGGGCCGGCGAGCCUUCAACCGCAACAUGAAUGCGCACUUAUCGGCAAGAAGGGGCGAGGUGUUUAAAUAUCAGGAGUUUGUCCACUCAAUCAUGGGGUCCAACGGCGGGGCCGAGGGAGGGUCUCACGAGAGAGCCGACGAGUAGUGACGGAGUGGAUUGGCCUGCUGUCAUUCUGCAUUCUGCAUCCUGCUCACAUGGUGGUGAUUCGUGCUGGGGGCUUCGGUUUCUUUUGCGGGUUGACAGGAGUGACACGAUGCAAUUACUGGGUGUGUUCCACUGGACAGGCGGCACAGGUACCGGGGCCGGGCCUGGCCUGGCUUGGUUCCGAUAUGGCCCUGUUAAGGAGGACGAAUGAGUCCCUCGGUCCGGGCUGCGGAUUUGUCUUUUCAGCUUGUCUGCUUCUGUUCUUUUUUAUCUUUGUUCGUCCCUUUCUGCUCUCAGCUGUCUCUGCUUCUUUUGGGUAACCCGCACACGUGUACGAGAUACUAUAUGGGAUGAAUUACGAUCCAUGUCUGCAUAAUUAAU